GGUCACUGUUGAAGUCGGAUGUCAGUGACUGCCAGGGCAGACAACUCAUGUUAUGUUGUGAUUUGGAAUCAAACCUUGGCCGCCACAUACUGGUAAUGAUGAUAACGACGACGAUGAUUGCAGUGGUAGCAGGAGGUAUAAAAGUCGCAUACCUGGCAGUCACUGACAUCGGACUUCAACAGCGACCUGAAGGUUAUCUACAAUCAUCAUCGUCUCCGUGUGGAAGCAAGAUGAAGGCCAGCGUCUUCGUCCUCCUGGCGCUCCUCAGCGUCGUCAUGGUGACAGCCAGAAACGUACACAGAGAGACGGACGAACGCAGGGACAUGGACUAUCCGGACUGGAGGAAGGACCAACAACAACAAGAGCUGUGCAACCAGCGGCGAUCGGAGGGAGCGGAGGAGCCAGCAGGCAGCAAGCGUGAGGCCCACGACCCUGUUUUCUAACCAUCCUGUCCAUUAGACAGCUGGCUGCACUCAGCCACGUACCCUGUCGACGAUUGGACAGUCUAUCAAUCGCACAACGGUGACGUCACCCAGUACGUUUCAGUAAAACUGCAGUGAAACUCCACCUCAGUAGUUUGUGUUUUAUAAAGCGAACACUCGAGUGACCUUCUCAACAAUAAUUUAUUGUUUAUUCUCUUUGCACAUGGUUGUAGUGUGUGUGUGUAUGUGUGUGUGUGUUCCUGUGAAAUUGGAUAAUCCCGGUGGUAAUAACAUGAAUUUAUUAUUUUAGCUCCUUAUUUAAUGAUAAUGAUCACGAUAAGGAUGACUGCAACUAAAUAUGUACUUUUAUAAUCACGGGUACUUAUAAGCUGACUGUCAUACUUAUAAAAGAGGUGUCUGUGUGUAUGUGUGUGUGUGUGAAGACGGGUAUGUCACAUAUAAGUACAGUAGUGACCUACCGAUAUCUCGUUUGCUUACUCCGUCUUACAAUCUCUGAUGUGAUACAAAAGAAACUAGCACAAUUUAAAAUAAUAGAGAAAGAUUUACAAAUAAGAAUUUAAUACGGAAGUUUGCUCUGUAAAAUAUUACAUUAAGUAUACAAACUAAAAUUUUCACAGUUUUUGAUGGCUCACUGGAUGUCAAAAGAAAUCUGAAAUAAACUCUUUAGAUAAUUUGGUGAU
Messenger RNA from Pomacea canaliculata, 1123 nucleotides. RefSeq lists its product as uncharacterized. Lineage: Eukaryota; Metazoa; Mollusca; Gastropoda; Architaenioglossa; Ampullariidae. The record is from RefSeq and is a predicted model, not a curated record. The coding region runs from base 48 to 443 and encodes 131 amino acids. The transcript has 4 exons.